UGGAUCAUGUUCGCGAGCAAAAUGUCAUCAUGAUGAAUUCUUUCAUUAUACUAGUCACCGGUGUUGCUUUCUUGCCUUUGGUGAUCUGGCAAUAUCGGACUGCCACCAUAGGUAACAUCUCAGGAGUAACAGGUUCACUGAUGACUGACCUUAUUUCCACUUUUAUCGUAUCAGUAAUCUCCAAUGUGCUUAUGAUUGUAAUAUUCCUACAAACCAUUCGACUUUCAAACUCGCAACACGCUCGAGGAAACCAGAGCGUUGUGACCUCGGAAGAAUCUCCAAUGAAGCUUAGUAUCUUCGCAGCAGUAGAAUCAUCACAACAAAACAAGGCUUAUCCAGGCGAUGUGUUAAGAUUGGAAGACCCAAAUGAUACUACAGUCACAGAUUAUGAAAAAUGGCAUAAAGGUCCCCUGCCAGUACACAUCAAUCAAAGUGAUGAAUUAUCUGAGAUAUAUCUGGAUGAAAGGAGACCAUCCGUAGUAUAACUACUUUUUUUCCUCUUGCUUGGAUUACUUCGAUUAAAGGGCUUUUCUCAAAGUUCAUCUUUACGAUGCCUGCGAGCAAUUGUGUCUAUACCAUUUGACUUGUGACAACGUCUCUAUCAUUAAUUAGAUUGUGGCAAAGAUAGAAUACAUCAAUCAAAUCUUUUUUGCUGACGGGUCGUGUAUUCUCUGUUAUACGUUUCAAUCUCGGUGAUAUCAACAUCAUCCUGUUGUACAUUCCACUACUUCUCUUUUCCACUCUUUUGAAAGCAAGUGACCAUCGUUUUUAUCAUCAUAUCCUUAUGUUCAAGCUAUACAUAUGGCUUUCUGAAAA
Melampsora larici-populina 98AG31 is the source of this 816-nucleotide messenger RNA. RefSeq lists its product as uncharacterized. The transcript has 5 exons. The record is from RefSeq and is a predicted model, not a curated record. NCBI's taxonomy places the organism in Eukaryota, Fungi, Basidiomycota, Pucciniomycetes, Pucciniales, Melampsoraceae. The annotation marks the transcript as partial.